Messenger RNA from Scheffersomyces stipitis CBS 6054, 2160 nucleotides. RefSeq names its product Rfx2p (gene RFX2). Gene Ontology annotation, biological process: regulation of DNA-templated transcription. The transcript has 2 exons. The annotation marks the transcript as partial. The record is from RefSeq and is a predicted model, not a curated record. Gene Ontology annotation, molecular function: DNA binding. NCBI's taxonomy places the organism in Eukaryota, Fungi, Ascomycota, Pichiomycetes, Serinales, Debaryomycetaceae.
AACCUCUCGAUUUCGUCUCAUUUUAAUCUCUUCUCGUUGAGUGAAGAUACCUCUAAGCGUAUGGCUCCUGCUCCGAACGAUACCUCCAUAAUCAACGAACUAUUGAUUAGUUUGACAAACGUGGACGGCUCCAACAUUAAUAACUACCUCUUGUCGCUUCUUGUAAGAUUGAAUCUUCCUUUCCCCAUCGACGACUUUUACAAUUUGUUGUACAACAAUGACAGAGCAGGCUCCUUGAUCCAGCUUGAUCAGCCGCAGAAGCUUGAUAAAACUCCAGUAGAUAGAAACAACGAGUUAGUUAUACGCACAAUCACCCAGUUGCUCAAUAUCUUCAAAAGACCAGAUCUCCUACUGGACAUGUUGCCCAACUUGGAAGACAAAGAGAACAAGUUGGUAAGCAUCAACUACCAUGAGCUUCUUCGUAGUUUCUUGGCAAUAAAGGUCCUCUUUGACAUCCUAAUACAGUUGCCUCUUUCGUCAGACGAUGAUCCCCAGAACUACACCAUUCCCAGACUCUCCAUCUACAAAACCUACUAUAUUAUCUGCCAGAAGUUGAUCUUGACAUAUCCUAGCUCUUCUAAUACUACUAACGAGCAACAGAAGUUGAUUCUAGGCCAGUCCAAGCUCGGAAAGUUGAUCAAACUCGUGUAUCCCAACUUGUUAAUCAAAAGAUUGGGAAGUAGAGGUGAAUCCAAGUACAACUAUUUGGGCGUCAUCUGGAACGACAAGAUCAUCAAUGACGAGAUCGCGCGUCUUUGUGAAAAUAACGACUUGCUCGAGUUAACUGAGAUCUUCAAAGGAGAGCAGAUGAUGCCUAGAACCUCUAUUUCGGGUCCUGUUAAAAAAGUUCAUAGACGAUCCUCCAGUAAGGGAAAGCCAGUCUUGCCACCUCCUCUAGCAACGAGUACUGAAUCGAGUAACCAGAUUUCCAGUCCAUCUUUAUCGUUUAUAAAACCAUUUUUACGGUAUCCUCAGGAUGAGAACUUUACUGCCUUGAACGAUGAGGAGAAUUGGUUCAAUGAGAUCAGAUUGCAAGUUUACUCUUCGCAUACUGUUAUCAAUCGUGACAUGAUCCAUCAGAUCUUUCUUGACAGCUCUAACUUGUCGACCAACUCGAGUCUCUUGGAUAACUUAUUGGAGAUGUUAAUGAAACCGAUUGAUGUCCUUAAUAAUGAACCUAACAUAGAUUUGAACUUGUAUUUGAUUAUCAUAGUGGAAAUUCUUCCGUAUUUGAUGUUGAUAAAAUCAUCUACCAACAUCAAUUUCUUGAAAAAUCUCCGGUUGAACUUAUUACAUUUGAUCAACAAUCUUAAUCCCAACAUCAAGAAGCUCAACUUGAAGACUUUCAGCAUCAACAACUCCAGCAUCUUCUUGGUUCUUGUCAAGAAAUUGAUCAACCUCAACGACUUGUUGAUUACCUUCAUCAAGUUGAUCAUCAAAGAUGAUACUACAUCCAUCAUGUCAACCGAUAUUGAAACGUUUUUGAAGGUAAACUCCAGUCAAUCAGCUAGCGGUGUCAAGCUAGAAGAUCAGGAUGAAGAUUCAUUUUUCCUCAACUUGAAUGCCAACUUGAGCAAUUCUUUAGGUGAUUUAAAUUUCAACUUCAAGAAUGAUAUCUUAUCGAAUGAUCUCGUAUAUGCUUUGGUUGGCUACAAUUUUGACCCAACAUUAUUUCAGGAUUUGAAAUCAUCGAUUUCGAUGAGCUUCAUCAACGAAGAAAUCAACAUCAUCGACGACUUCUUCAAAAAGGACUUGUUCGCGUUUUUGAACGAUAACAGCUUCGAUUCUGAGUCUGAAGCUACUAGCGGUACUCAUUCUGAGACUGGCGAAGCCAAGAGAGAGUCUGAUCUGAUCUUAUCUACAAAGGAGUUGUCCAAAUUGUACUCCUUGAUUAGUCUCAUUGACAGGAAGUUGUUAGCAAAUCACUACAAGUCAAAAUAUCCCAUCAUGAUCUACAACAACUUUGUAAGCUACAUCCUUAAUGAUAUUUUGAAAUUCAUCUUCUUGAAGCAACAGCAGGUGCAACUUCAAAACCUACAAACCAACACGGAAGUUGAGGCUCCCAAUAGCUUCGGUAAUUGGUGGGUCUUCAAUUCGUUUAUUCAGGAGUACUUGAGUUUGAUGGGCGAGAUUGUUGGAUUACAUGAUUCAAUCUCCUAG